This is a messenger RNA of Schizosaccharomyces octosporus yFS286, 2520 nucleotides long. RefSeq names its product two-component GAP Byr4. The record is from RefSeq and is a predicted model, not a curated record. The transcript has a single exon. Gene Ontology annotation, biological process: mitotic spindle orientation checkpoint signaling; regulation of Ras protein signal transduction. The coding region runs from base 458 to 2413 and encodes 651 amino acids. Gene Ontology annotation, molecular function: GTPase activator activity. Gene Ontology annotation, cellular component: SIN/MEN two-component GAP complex; mitotic spindle pole body. Lineage: Eukaryota; Fungi; Ascomycota; Schizosaccharomycetes; Schizosaccharomycetales; Schizosaccharomycetaceae.
CAGUUCUGGUUUUUUGGUAACCUUGAAGGCAUGCUGUAUUGAUGCCAACAACACACCCUUAUCCAUACCUUCUUCACAUUUGAAGUAAGAGAAGAAGAAUUACCAAAAAAAAAAGUAGGGAAUUAUUCUCUAGUUCAAACUCAAAGUAGUAGCUUUUUCUAGCUAUAAAGAAAAAGUUUGGUGAGGAAUCGUUUGUUGUUUUUCACUUACAGCCAUCCUUUCAUCUUCCACUUUGACAACUGUGUCUUUGCCGCUGAUUUUGUUUUCUUUUAUCCAAUUUUCUGUCACUUGUAUCCCUCAAAGCUUUUCGUUCGGCUCUCAGCCCCUACACACAUUUCUACGGUUUGUUUACGAACACUUGGCGUUCUAUGUUUCAUUAACAUUCCUUUGGAGAUUGAAUUCAGUCCACCUUUUUAUAUCUCAAUUUUCCUUUCUAUAAUACUCAAUACAAGUUUGAAUGACGGAAAUAGAAAGCUGGGACGAUGAUCCGGAUUUUGCAUCAGAUGCUGACAACGUUAGCCUGUUUGCUCAGUCCAUAGCCACCACCACUACAAGCGCUGAUACUACACCUGAUGAUGAUUUCUUUGAAGGUUCUCUUGACAAGCUCAACUCUUUAUCUCUCAACCCUUCUUCCAAUUCUCCUCUGCUUAAUAAAUCAACAAAUACUAAAGUCCAUCAACUUGGAAACAAUUCAAAUAAUAAUGGAAGUUUUGAGGAAUACGAAGAUGACUUUGACUUAUCUCCAGAAGAAACCGACUCCGAGUUUCAGACUAUCCGACCAAGCCAUUUAUCUUCUUUAGACCAAAAUCAAACAAUACGUGCUCCAAAGUUGAACACUAUUCGACCGAGUAUACAAUCUCUUGUCCCUGAGAAUAACUACGAGCAUCAAAGGGAUGUGUCUGCUAGGUCUUUUAGUCCCUCGAGUUCCGCUUUAUACGAUUUUGAUGAUUUCUCAUCAUUUGAAAAUGAUUUAGAAAUUGAUCCCGAUACGGAUCUUGCUGACUUGUUGCAAAGGAAAAGUAACAAUAUCGAUCCGAAAUCUUCAUUUUCUAGUGUUGAACAGUCGUCUCUUAGAACUCCUUCUUCUGCUAGAGAAGAAGAUGAUUUCUGGAAUGACUUCGAACUUGAUCCGACAGAAGAGCCAGAAACUAUUUUCCGUAAAAAAGCUCCAGAAAUUACUGUUAAUCCAAAGCAUCCCUAUAUUUCUUCUACCAUCGCUUUUCAUCCAAAGAUUCCUCAGGAGACCAAGGCUUAUCCCAUGUGCAAAGAGAUUUUUCCUUCUCUAUCAAAUGAACAGGAGGCAUUCUCCAAUACUAGAAGCUCUUUAAAACAACCUCCAAAAUCCCAAUCCAAGCAUUUUCAGAACGGAGUUCCUUAUGCUCAUGACACGAUUCGAGCUUCUCAAAUUUCAUCUUCUUCAAAAAAAAAUUCGCCAGGAUUUGCUACAUGGAACCCUACUAGUUUAAAACAAGAGGCUCAGAAUCCCGAUAAUCUCUACCUAGACAUUAAUGAUUUGAAGUUAGCUGCAAAAACGAGUAAGUACAAAACUCGACCUAGACAUGUGCGCAAAUAUGGUGAUGGAACCGAGUUGGAUGGCUUAGAAGAUCUACCGGUUAAUUAUGAUUAUGAAAAUGAGUAUCAGGACAGGUUUCGUUCUCCGGUAAGGAAUCACUCACACAAUCCUGCUCUUCAAUCAAGUCCCAGUCGUAACAAGAGAAAUGAAAACUUGUUAUCUAAUAUCACCAACAUUCAGAGAAAUGAUGCGCGUUACUUUAAGGGUAAUGGAAAAAGUACUGUUACACCUUCAAAGGAAAUGACUUUGGAAGCUCUAUCUAAUGACCAACUAAACUCAAAGACACUAAAAUACCCCAAAAAGAAGCGAGAGCCUACACUAAUAAAAAAUCUUAGCUCUCCUAAGACGCCCAAGUUGGUCGGUAAAAUGCGAUAUAACCCUGCAAAGCAAUGUUGGGAAGGUAACGAUCAUGCUAUCAGAGACUUUGAUGCUCCCCUUUCUCCUUCUAGGCCAGCUCUUAUUUCAAAUAUUUCGGCUAAAAAAGGUAUUCAAGUGGUGGGUAAUAUGGUUUUUGAUCCGACUAGGUUUCGAUGGAUAAACAAUGCCGAUGCACUAGAGGAAGAGCCUGAUCCCUUUGCUGGUCUUGAUGACUUAGAAAACGAAGAUUCUGUUUCGCAACUGGCAGAUAAUACCAAUGAUACCGUUAACAAGUCUAUGAACUCACUCUACAGCCUUACUGAUACAAGUGAAAUCUACGACGUGGGCCCAGAAUUUGAGAAGAAACAGUACGCGGAGGAGAAGCUUUGGCGCAAAUGGGUAGAUGGCUGGUAUCUAUCUACGAAAAAAAACAACAUGAAGCGGCUUUGGGAAUUGUACAAUAUUUUAAAUGCUGAGCAGUAAACUUACUUUUUGGAAAUAUGCAUUAUUGGAAGCAUUGCUAUAACCAACUUAUUUUUUUUAUGUACAUAAUAUUAAUACGGCUAAAUAAAUACAUAAUUUACUCUGCA